Trichoderma aggressivum f. europaeum is the source of this 894-nucleotide messenger RNA. RefSeq lists its product as uncharacterized. The transcript has a single exon. The coding region runs from base 1 to 894 and encodes 297 amino acids. The record is from RefSeq and is a predicted model, not a curated record. Lineage: Eukaryota; Fungi; Ascomycota; Sordariomycetes; Hypocreales; Hypocreaceae.
AUGUCCCAAGUAUAUCUCAUUACAGGCGCAUCUACCGGCUUCGGCGCCCUGGCAGCUCGAGCCAUUGCCAAAAGAGGCCAUACCGUCUUUGCAGGCAUGUACUCGCACAGCGGAAACACCAAAGAGUACGAAGAUGCCAUAUCGAAAUACGCCAAAGAACACAAGGUGGACCUCCGGCCUGUCCCCCUCGAUCUCCUAUCGCAAGACUCCGUCAAUGCCGCCGUGAAUAGCGUCGUUGGAUCGGCCGGGCGGAUCGACGCCGUGGUCCACAAUGCCGGCCACAUGAGCUGGGGUCCUACCGAGAGCUUUAGUGCAAAGCAGCUGCUUCAGCUCUACGACGUCAACGUGGUUGGUUGCCAGAGACUCAACCAGGCGGCGCUACCGCAUAUGCGAAAAGCACGAUCUGGACACCUGAUCUGGGUCUGCAGUAGCUCGACAUAUGGUGGAAAGUCUCCCAUGAUUGGGCCUUAUUUCGCCGCCAAGGCCGCGCAGGAUGCUCUUGCGCAGUCUUAUGCCCAUGAGGUGUCGCUCUGGGGAAUCGAGUCGACGUUAGUAUCACCGGGAGUAUUCACAAAGGGCACCGACCAUUUCAAGGACGCUGCAAGCCCUGCAUAUCCCGAUAUCGCGGCGGAGUACGAGGCUGGUCCUACCAAGGGCCUUGGCGAGCAGACAAUGAGCGGCACGGCAAGCUUGCCACCGCCGGAUGCCGACCCUUCCAUGGUUGCGGAUGCGUUGGCUGAGCUUUCAGACGUUCCGAGGGGAAAGAAGCCGUUUAGAAUGUUUGUUGACCCAGUUGGGGAUGGUGGAGACGGCGCGGCGAUGGUGGUUGACAACAACAAGGUCAACUUUUAUCGCCGGAUGGGGAUAGAAAGGUUCUUGAAGGUCCAGUUGUGA